UAUUGGUACCUUUGAGAGUGAAUAGAGAGAGAGAGAAAGGUCCUUUAAUUGUGGUAUUUGAGGGCCACUGAGAGGCUUCUUGGUCCUCGUUCCCCGCCUCCAUUAAAAUGUCCAGGACCUUCUGCCGGUGACCCGGAGGGAGACCAGGAAGUUUCGUGUGUGCGUGCGUGUGUCUACCGGGGACAUGGAUGGAGAUGGUAUAGAUAUUUCAGGUGUGAGGAAGUCAUCAUCAUCGGAGGAUUGUGUGAGAGGGAAGAGUGACAGUGUUAGAUCUCGUUUGUUUCGUCGUCGAGCGCCACCUGUUGGCGAUUCGUGCGUUAGUAGCGUAUGGCAGCAAACAUUGAACGUUACGACGGCCAUGACAACGGCCCCAGCUGCCGUGAGUAUCGAAGCAGUUGCCCAGGAUUCAGCUGUACAGCCACCACCUGGACAGAUGAUCAGUGAAGAUGGUGGUAUACCUGUGCCAAAGGGUGCCCCCCCAAAGAGACCAAUCCGUCGAAGUGGUAAACCACCACCGGAUCGUCCAGUACGGGCACUCUUCUGUCUUACCCUCAAGAAUCCCAUUCGGAAAGUCUGUAUUGAUGUUGUUGAAUGGAAGCCAUUUGAGUACCUAAUACUCCUUACCAUCUUUGCCAAUUGUGUCGCCCUGGCCGUCUAUACACCCUAUCCCAAUUCUGACAGUAACACCACAAAUGCAGCUCUCGAAAAGAUUGAAUAUAUCUUCUUGGUCAUCUUCACGGCUGAGUGCGUUAUGAAGGUCAUAGCAUACGGUUUUAUGCUACAUCCAGGAGCAUAUUUGCGCAAUGGAUGGAAUCUACUGGAUUUCACAAUUGUCGUCAUUGGCAUGAUCAGUACGGCUCUGUCAAAUCUCAUGAAGGAAGGAUUCGAUGUGAAAGCCCUAAGGGCUUUUCGUGUCCUACGGCCCCUACGCCUAGUCUCAGGUGUUCCAAGUCUUCAAGUUGUCCUCAAUUCAAUUCUACGUGCCAUGAUACCACUCCUCCAUAUUGCCCUCCUAGUACUCUUUGUGAUCAUCAUCUAUGCCAUUGUCGGUCUGGAAUUGUUCAGUGGUAAAAUGCACAAGACCUGCUUUGACAAUAGCACCGGAAGUCCAAUGGAUGAUCCACAUCCGUGUGGUGAUGGUGGAUUUCAGUGCGAAAGUAUCGGACUCGUCUGUCGUUACUACUGGGAAGGACCUAAUUUUGGCAUAACCAAUUUUGACAACUUUGGACUGGCCAUGUUGACGGUUUUUCAAUGUGUAACACUCGAAGGAUGGACUGAUGUACUCUAUGACAUAGAAGAUGCCAUGGGCAACAGUUGGCAGUGGAUCUACUUCAUCAGUAUGGUGAUCUUAGGGGCAUUUUUUGUGAUGAAUCUCAUUCUUGGUGUUCUGAGUGGUGAAUUUUCCAAGGAGAGAACUAAGGCCAAAAAUCGUGGUGAUUUUCAGAAAUUGCGCGAGAAGCAACAAAUUGAGGAGGAUCUCCGUGGAUAUUUGGACUGGAUAACCCAGGCGGAAGACAUUGAACCAGAAGUUGAAUCAUCAAUGAUCCAUGCUGAUGGCGGGAUGAAGGGUAAAGUGGGAGAAAUUGCUGGUGGUCCAGUUGAUUCCAAUGAACAAUUAGGCGAUGAUGCUGAAGUUGUGCAGGAAUCAUGGUUACGAAAGCGUAAGAAGGACCUUGAGAGGAUUAAUCGACGUAUGAGACGUGCAUGCAGGAAAGCUGUUAAAUCUCAAGCAUUCUACUGGUUAAUCAUUGUUCUGGUAUUUCUCAAUACAGGUGUUCUGGCAACUGAACACUACCGUCAACCACCGUGGCUGGAUGAUUUUCAAGAAGUCACAAAUAUGUUCUUUGUAGCCCUAUUCACCAUGGAAAUGAUCCUCAAAAUGUACAGUUUGGGCUUUCAGGGAUACUUUGUAUCACUGUUCAAUCGUUUUGAUUGUUUUGUUGUUAUUGGGAGUAUUGCCGAAAUGGUUCUCACAAAUACCCACAUAAUGCCACCACUUGGAGUAUCAGUUCUUCGAUGUGUAAGACUCCUUCGGGUUUUUAAGGUUACUAAGUAUUGGCGUUCCUUGUCAAAUCUCGUGGCAUCUCUUCUGAAUUCCAUUCAAUCAAUUGCCAGUCUCCUGCUUCUGCUGUUCCUCUUCAUUGUCAUCUUUGCUCUCCUGGGAAUGCAGGUCUUUGGCGGGAAGUUCAAUUUCAACAGCACCGUGGACAAGCCAAGAUCGAAUUUCGAUAGUUUCUGGCAGAGUCUCCUCACAGUCUUCCAGAUUCUCACCGGAGAAGAUUGGAAUACUGUCAUGUACGAUGGUAUUCAGGCUUAUGGUGGAGUCGCAUCAAUUGGCAUCAUGGCAUGCAUCUACUUUAUCAUUCUCUUCAUCUGCGGAAACUAUAUCCUUCUGAAUGUCUUUUUGGCCAUUGCUGUGGACAAUUUGGCUGAUGCUGAUUCCUUGACGACAAUCGAGAAGGAGGAGAAGGAGGACGAUGGAGAGGACACCAAGGUCAAUGGGGUUAAAUCUUCACGAAGUCCAUCACCGAUUCUCGAUGUCGAUGACCUUGGUGAUGAAUACGACGAAACGGAAAAUUUUUCUGAACAUGAGGAGGAAACCAUCUCAGAGACAAGAAUUCGACUUCAGGAAGAAGAAGAAGAAGAAGAGGAAUUUGAGGAAGAAGAAGAAGAGGAAGAACUGAGUAGCAGACAGGAAGCUGUUACAGCUCGUCCUAGGCGCCUAUCUGACGUCAGCAUCAAGAAGGUGAAGAAGCCUAUUCCACGUGGUUCUGCCUUCUUUCUCAUUCCCCAUACAAACAGGUAAAUUUUCC
Messenger RNA from Phlebotomus papatasi, 2813 nucleotides. Its product is annotated as muscle calcium channel subunit alpha-1-like. Lineage: Eukaryota; Metazoa; Arthropoda; Insecta; Diptera; Psychodidae. The transcript is spliced from 7 exons. The record is from RefSeq and is a predicted model, not a curated record. Gene Ontology annotation, biological process: calcium ion import across plasma membrane. Gene Ontology annotation, cellular component: voltage-gated calcium channel complex; membrane. The coding region runs from base 185 to 2806 and encodes 873 amino acids. Gene Ontology annotation, molecular function: high voltage-gated calcium channel activity.